Phytophthora sojae is the source of this 657-nucleotide messenger RNA. RefSeq lists its product as hypothetical. Lineage: Eukaryota; Oomycota; Peronosporomycetes; Peronosporales; Peronosporaceae. The transcript has a single exon. Bases 1 to 657 code for a protein of 218 amino acids. The record is from RefSeq and is a predicted model, not a curated record.
AUGAGCUCUUCGUCCGAGCUGCUCACGAACCUGCUCAUCCUGCAGCACGAGGCUGUCAAGGCGCUCGUGGCCGAGUACCACCAGCAGACCGAGGCGUACGUGCAGCAGUUCGACCAGCUGCCGCUGACGCAGGAGCCCGCGCAGGCCGCGCACGAGACGCGCAUCGCCCUGCGCAGCUCCACGUCCACUUCGCCGUCGCUCGCGGACGGCUGCGCCGUGUCGGAGGUGAUUCUGGCGGCCACCAAGAAGCACUGCGACGUGGAUAUGUGUGCCACAUCAGGCGACAGCCUCGAGGCCUUCCUGGGCAUCUCCAGACACGACGUCAAGACGACGGAGGACAAGGUGCACGCGCUCUUCGUGCUCAACGCGAGCCUGGCCAAGAACACCAAGGAGAUGCAGUCGCGCUUCGAGGGCAAGCAGGGCUACGACCUGCUCAUCGAGUGGCUGGCGGUGGGCUGCAGCUACGGCGACGACACGUCCAAGGCCUUCACGGAGCUGCUGCUGCUCGUGCUGCAGCGCCACGCGCCGGCCAGCUCGUUCACGACCAAGACGGUGGUCAAGAGCCUGGCCCAAUACAAGAAGGUCAUCAAGGGCAAGGCCAACAAGACGCUGCUGCUGAGCGUCAUCCGGCAGUACCGAGACAAGAUCAACCAGUAA